Molecule: messenger RNA, 1548 nt
Organism: Trifolium pratense (red clover)
Lineage: Eukaryota; Viridiplantae; Streptophyta; Magnoliopsida; Fabales; Fabaceae
Exons: 2
Coding region: 507-1343 (278 amino acids)
Source: RefSeq, a predicted model, not a curated record
GUUUUCCCUCCAUUGCUUAGAAAAAUUUAGGGUUUUGAUGUAGCAUGUUAUUUGUAUUAGAUAUAAGAAGAUAAGAAGAUACUCUUUAGUGGAAAGAAGACACUAACCACUAGCUAGGCAUGAAAAGGUGAAGAGAAGACUAUAUAAGGAGGAAAAUCGGCAUACAAGAUAUGAACAAGAAUAUUAGAUGCCAUAUUUGUUUUCAACGGAAUUAGAUGCCAUCAUACUUUAUUUUUUUAAUAAGCAUAAUAUGGGUAUUAUAUUUAUAAAUGUUCCAAGAAAGCCUAACCAAGCAAACAAGAGAAGAGAAGAGUUAGCAGCUAGAUUUUUCUACUGAGUACUGACUUAUAUAUAAGUAUCAUCACCUUCAUUGAACUCACACAUGGCAUAUUAAUUCUUCUUUAUAUAUAGAUAUGGAUCAUAUGGUCUAGUCGAGAAAAUAUUGUGGAGUUGGUACUGCAAUUAAGUUCUUCUGCAAACAAUAUAUAUAGUGUAUAUCUAUUCACAUGGGAAAUAAUCUUCCCAACAACGUGGGAACAAAUAUCGGUAUCUCAAUUACUAAAAAAGAACGUUACUUACAAGAAGAAAAGUCUGAGACAUGGUAUAUGUCAUUCUGCAUAGGUUCGUCAGAUGUCUUAUCCUACUUACAGACAACAUAUGACAAAGAUGGUCUCCUCAAGCACAUAUAUAUCUAUUUCUCCAAACCUAGAUUUAUUGGUUUAGUUAUAAGAGCUGAAAACAAUCGUCUUCAACAAAUUAAUACUGAUUUAUUCGGAACUUUUUGUCCCGGAACUAAUUUUGUUAACGAGACUAAGAAUCGGUGGAAUGGUGUUACAAAAACGAGUGUUGCUUACAAUUGGAGUGAAGAUGAGGGGAGUCUUGUUGUGGUGGAGCAGAAGAGAAAGAGCGGGUUUAAAAUGCCUUGUGUAGUGACGGUAGCAUACUACUACGCCAUUAAUGCUCAACGUCGAAAUUACUUUAUUCUUCAAAAAAAAUAUGAUGUUGGACUUUCAAUAACAGUAGAUAUUAGAUUGGUAGACAAUGUUUUGGAUCUUUCGUGGAAGGGCCCUUCGGAACACCCUUCUUUUGCAUUGUUUGAAAUGUUUAGACAAAUCUCUAGAACAUGGACUUGGAAGUGGACGGCAUGCCCUCAUUGUGCUGCUCAAACUCAUAUACAACAAUUUCAGACCGAAACAGAGAAUGAUGAUGAAGAAAGUAACUAUCUUCAACAGCCUAGACAAAUCGUGAUGGGAGGAAAUAUUCUUGCUAAUCAAGGUGUAAUUAAGGGCAAUAAUAAUGGUAAUUUCUUUGUAAAGCAACUUAAUAUCCUUAGAGGAGGGUAACUCUAGGACGUACUUUUUCUUUCUUUUACUACAUACUGAUGUUUAUCAACAUCCAUGGUAGAUGUAAUCUACCCUGCCUUAUGCUUAGUUAGUGUGAUUGAGCUCAAUAUGUGCUUAUGAGUUAGUUGGCUUGCUUGACUUGUAAACUCCUAUAUAAGGGUUAGUCCUUGUAUUGCAUGAAUAGAGAUCACACUUUUACUCCUUA